Messenger RNA from Cylicostephanus goldi, 330 nucleotides. The record is from the annotation of a GenBank genome assembly. NCBI's taxonomy places the organism in Eukaryota, Metazoa, Nematoda, Chromadorea, Rhabditida, Strongylidae.
AUGGUGGAAGGUGCUCAUCAAGCACAGCACUUGGAUGAGAAUUUUGAGGACGAUGAAGCGACAUUAGCAGCAAGAAUAUGGUGGAAGACGUUGCAAAUCGAGACUAUGAUAGAAAACGUUGCUAAGCGAACUGAAAUAUGGAAAAAGAAUCUAGGAAAGGCAUCAAAAAGCAAUUGAAUGGAAGAAGAGUCGAAAGACGGAAAAGUUUCUCAAUUGGCACGGGUUAGCGAACGGCAAAAUCUUACUAUCACUGUUUUAGAUAUUGCUAAACGAUACAGAUCGAGUAGAGGUCAUGGCAAUGGAAAUGAAAAGCAGAAGCCUCCCAAGUGA